Molecule: messenger RNA, 1257 nt
Organism: Miscanthus lutarioriparius
Lineage: Eukaryota; Viridiplantae; Streptophyta; Magnoliopsida; Poales; Poaceae
Source: the annotation of a GenBank genome assembly
AUGACGGUGGCUGCGGCUCAGCAGCGGUCGGCGUCGUUCCACGGGCGCGGGACCGAGCAGCGGCACCACCAGCCGCAGAAGCAAAGGCCCAAGAUGCUGCCUGACCUGCUCGCCGGCGUCAGCGCAGCGAGCUUCAAUUCCGGGUCCCCGCCCCCGGACUGUGGUGACACGGGGAGGAGUCCGAGGAGGACGCCGAGCAAGGUUCUGGUGAGCGUGGCGGUGCAGCAGAGCAUGUGGCCGCUGCACGUCAUGGCGUCCGCCGAGUGGACCGUGGCCGACCUGGUGGCCGCCGCCGCACCUAGCAGAGCGCUAUCAGUCAGAGUGCAGUCAGAGUGCACUUUGCUUUCCAACAUCAAAAGGGAAAAAGAUACGAAGACGAGACGGGAGAGGAAAGGGAGACAGCGCAUCCUCAGAUUCACAGACAAAUCAGAAACAUCAUCCGAUCCACGCAUGCAUGCAAUUGCAUCUGACCAAUACACACAGACUAGCUUGUGUGCCGUGUGCGAGCGGAGGCGGAACUCGGAUGGAAGGAACGCUUGCGGGUUCCGGAGGUUCCGGCUGGGACGCGCGCGCACGGAAGCACAACCACCACUCAGAUCUGUCUAUAAAAGGCAGGCGAGCCCCCUUGGGUUGGCCUCCCACGCACACACACAAGCACACGCAGGCAACCCCGACCCAACAACCGUCGUCUGUCCUCGCGUAAUUAAGGAGCUGGCGGCGUCUUCCACUUCUGGAGCUGGACCAGUGCGCGGCGCCACCGCCGGAGAGGGCGACGAGAUAGGCAUCGACCCGCCGGAGACUCCGGAGCAGCGCAACAAGUUCCUGGUCCUCCGCCUGUACGAGGCGCUCAACGCCCGGGACCACGCCGCCGUGCAGUCGCUGCUCGCGCCCGACCUCGAGUGGUGGUUCCAUGGCCCGCCCAAGCACCAGCACAUGAUGCGCCUCCUCACCGGCGGCAGCGGCAGCGGCAGCGGCUUCCGCUUCGUCCCGCGCUCCGUGGACGCGCUCGGCGCCUCCACCAGCAGCAGCACCGUCAUCGCCGAGGGGCAGGAGGGGCGCUGCUACUGGGUGCACGCCUGGACCGUGGGCCCCGAUGGGGUGAUCACCCAGCUCCGCGAGUACUUCAACACCGACCUCACCGUCACCCGCCUCGCCGCCGUCGCCGCCUCCGCAUCCGCCAAGUGCGUGUGGCAGAGCCGCCGCCCCGACAGCGCCACCAACUCGCUGCCGGGCCUCCUCCUCGCCCUCGCCCUCUGA